Molecule: messenger RNA, 2093 nt
Organism: Sebastes umbrosus (honeycomb rockfish)
Lineage: Eukaryota; Metazoa; Chordata; Actinopteri; Perciformes; Sebastidae
Gene: rcn2
Product: reticulocalbin 2
Exons: 8
Coding region: 128-1060 (310 amino acids)
Cellular component (GO): endoplasmic reticulum
Molecular function (GO): calcium ion binding
Source: RefSeq, a predicted model, not a curated record
GUUUGACAUGCACCAGAAUAACAUAACGUUUAUUUUGAAAUGUGUCACCGGAAGUACACGCAUAUCCGUCUCGGGUGAAUGACACAGUCAACAGAGCAGAGGACUCAUCAGUGUAGGUUCUUUGACGAUGGCGCCCUCUGCAGUGCUGGUAUCGCUGCUGGUACUUCAGUUUGGAUUUGGACAAAGCUCUCAUAAACAUCAUGAAGAUCAUUAUAUUGACGAGCAGCACAACCCUGAACAUGACAUGAACAUCCUGCUGGGAGAUGAGGACACAGAGGAGAUGAAGACACUCAGCCCAGCAGAACAGAGGAAAAAGAUUAUGGAAAUUGUGAAGCGGAUUGAUACAAACGCUGACAAUCUGCUGAAUGCAGAGGAGAUCACGCUAUGGAUUCAGUACGUCUACAGAAAAUAUGCUCUGGAUGAUGUAAAGGAGCGCUUCCCUGAGUUCGACACUGACAAAGAUGGUGUUGUAACAUGGGAGGAAUACAACAUGGUCACUCAUGACCAGCUCCUUAGUUUUGAUGACGGCGCUGUUCUGGAGGAUCCAGAGCAAGAGUCUCUCAGACACCUCCAACUGAAGGAGAGGAGGCGCUUUGACUUUGCUAAUGUGGACGGCACACCCGGGCUUAAUGUGACAGAGUUUCUUGCCUUCACCCACCCGUCUGAAGUGGAUCACAUGGCCGAUUUUGCCAUUGAAGAUGUGUUGACUGAUUAUGACACCGAUAAAGAUGGACUCAUCAGUCUGAGUGAAUUUAUUGGAGAUGUUCGUGGUGAUGAGGAUUCCCCUUCACAGUGGGAGAUUGAGGAAACAGUGCGGUUUCAAGAUAUCUACGAUCAAGAUAAGGAUGGCCAGUUGAAUCGAGACGAGCAGCUCCGCUGGGUUGCGCCUAAUAGCUACGGCUCAGCAAGAGAGGAGGCUCUUCACCUCGUAAAGGAAAUGGACCACGAUGGAGACGGGCUGAUCUCAGAGGCUGAAGUUUUGAAAAAUGAAGAAACAUUCAUGAACAGUGAAGUGACGGACUACGGCAGACAGCUGCACGUAUCACAUGAUGAACUAUAACUAUACUUUAUGUUUUUUCUCAUUUGUUUCCAUGAAGAUGUAAUGCUGUUUAUUUCCUGUGUUGUACUUCGACAUCAGUCAGUCAUAGGAUUUAUGCCAUUGUCGAUCUGCAAUCAUUUGCAACAUUGCGUGACUUGGACAAAAGAACAGGAAAGCAUAUAUUGCAACACAAAAUCGGAAGCUUCAUAAACUAGUAUGUGUUGCAGGGCUGUUUGAUUGGAUUGCAUAAUAUUGUGAGCUAUUCCUUUUAUUGUAUCCACUCUACAUGCACAUACUCCUGAAGAACAGGGAGGUUCAACUGAAGAUAUGAUUGUAACCACUUGGAGUUUGUUUUGAUUACAUUUAUACAACAGGUUAGCUGUGUAUCAUCAUUAGUUGUCCUUUCACAUGUGCCAAAAGUGAACUGACAGGAGUAUCAGUCCAGCUGUGGUAACUGCUGACAUGUUGCAGCUCUUCCUCAUUUAAAUCAAAUGAGCAAGUGAGCAAGUGUUGCUGUUUGCUGGUUUCCUGAAUGUGUCAUGAUCCGUUUCAAUUGCACCGAGCAACAGCCUGUUACACUGCUUGUCGUUACAAAGGGACUUCAAGUUAGAGUGGAUUCUCCAACAGGGACUAAUUUUAACCACUUCCAAAGAUGACGGUACAAUUUAAAGAUGCCUUUUGGGUGAGUCAGUGGGAUUCUACUAAUCUACUACUUUUUUAUGUUUAUGUUCAGAGCUCAAGUUGACAAUGAAUUAUUAUUACUGAGCCGUGAAGUCAGUGUUGUAUUCGGUAUGUUCACUGGAGUUUUGAGGUAAUAUCUGUAGUGUACCUUUAUACUGCUACUGUAUUUAUGCUUUUUGUAUGGACAGUAUCCAUGGUACCAUGCACUAGUAAUGUAUUUAGUUAUCUGCUUCGUUGACUACAGUUAGCUAAACACUCUAUCCUGUCUCUAGACUUAUAAUCUUCUUUGAUUUAUUUCCUUUUUCUCAUUUUGAAACUCACUGAACUUGUACUGAAUUGUUGCUUGGAUUAAAACAUUAACUAUAUAUAUAUA